AUGCACGGCGUCUUCUGUACGCUGAUGACCUGCAAAUCUACGCGAGUUGCUCCUCCGGUGAUCUGCCGAGGUGCAUUACCGAGCUCAACGCGGACAUCUCUCGAAUACAUCAACACCUCCGAGCUCCCUCCCCUGUCUGACGGUGAGACAGAGGUGCCCCUGGUGUCUUCGGUGAGGAACCUUAGAGUCAUCAUUGAUUCUAAGCUGACUUUCCAUCAGCACAUUGCCAAGGUCUCGUCUAGCGUUCACGGAGUCUUGUACAAGCUCCAACAACUCAGGGAGUUCACUGACACUCGCCUACGUCGCAUGCUUGCAUCUGCCCUUUUGCUUCCACUUCUGCACUACUGCUCCCCUGUCCUACUUGGGGCAGGCGCUGUCAGCGAUCUAAAGCUUCAACGACUGACCAACAAAGGGGUCCGCUACAUUCACGACCUCCCGCGCGACGCCUCCAUCACGCCUCAUCGUCAGUCCUUAGGCUGGCUUACCGUGAGCGCCGGCCGGGAACUUGCACUGGCCUGCAUGGUGCACAGUGCUCUUCGUGGCCUGGCACCUCCGAUACUGAGUGAGCUCCUCCUUAUUCACGCCCCCUCUCGCCCCCGCAGAGGGACCCGCGCGUCUUUGGUCGUGAUCCCGAAGCACCGCACCGAAGCCUACAGGAGCUCUUUCGCGGUUGCGGCACCCUACAUUUGGAAUGCCCUUCCUGCUAACGUGGCCGAUAUCCCGACCCUCACUGCCUUCAAACCUGCUGCUCGUCUGUGGUACCUGAGUCGCGAAAAUCCAGGUCAAUGA
Molecule: messenger RNA, 789 nt
Organism: Diprion similis
Lineage: Eukaryota; Metazoa; Arthropoda; Insecta; Hymenoptera; Diprionidae
Exons: 2
Coding region: 1-789 (262 amino acids)
Source: RefSeq, a predicted model, not a curated record